This is a messenger RNA of Oryzias melastigma (Indian medaka), 2999 nucleotides long. RefSeq names its product potassium voltage-gated channel, subfamily G, member 4a (gene kcng4a). The record is from RefSeq and is a predicted model, not a curated record. Lineage: Eukaryota; Metazoa; Chordata; Actinopteri; Beloniformes; Adrianichthyidae. Bases 946 to 2556 code for a protein of 536 amino acids. Gene Ontology annotation, molecular function: delayed rectifier potassium channel activity; protein binding. Gene Ontology annotation, cellular component: membrane; voltage-gated potassium channel complex. The transcript is spliced from 5 exons. Gene Ontology annotation, biological process: protein homooligomerization; potassium ion transmembrane transport.
AGUUUAGUUGAGAGGAGUCCAGGAGUCAGUGUGCGCCCGCAGCGCGUUCCGCAUCUGCAGCCGCGGGUCCGCAUCCCGGUCACCUUUACGCACUCUUCAACUUGGCGGAGCUGCCCGGAGUCUCCAUCGUUGCGCACCGCAGCACCUCCUCUUCUGCGCUCCUCCCUCCCUCGAUCCCUCACUCCUCCUCCUCCUCCUCCAGCAGCAGCACCGCCAGGCGGGCUGUAACGGGACACUUGGAGCGCGCCAAACCCGCUGCGCAUCCCGGCGUGGCGACUCUCCCCUCGGCGGCUCGGACGAUGCGGAUGCCGGAGGAGUGCGCCUGCUUCCGCGGCUUGUGGCGCCGCAGACUGCCCGGUGACUGCCCGGUGUGGAGUUGAGGUGGUUCCGGUGUGGUUCCGGUGGGGCUGCGAGGCGCGCGGGGAUUUUCCAGCUUCGUGUUUCAUACCGCCGCGCGGGGCUGUGGACGGUCUGACCGCCAUCAUUUACAGUCUGACAAAAUGCCUGCAUGAUGCCACCUUCCGUGUGAGCCCUCCCUAAUCCCGUCGCAGCGACGCGCAGAAUCCCCUCAACACUUCAAUGCUGUGGCUCUCUGACUCAUCCUCUGCAGCUAUCAGCCAUAAAUCGAUCCCAACUCAGCUGGUUUAUCAGGGCUUUUCUAUUCCAGACAGGCUCCCUGACGGGGUUACCCUCUCGUCUGAUGCUCAAGCUUGAUUUACAAACUCCCCUGACCUUCAGUUUGGAGCUUUCAGCUUAUUUUCUAUCAGUUUUUGCUUUGAAGUGCGGAACUUGUUUGCCCCCUGAGAGAAAGUACUUAAAAAGACGACUAUUAUUACUUCUUUGAACCUUGUCUACAGUGGAUCGCGACAGCUCAGAGAUUUGGCUUGUUUUGGUUACCUGCUCUGAGCGGCUCAGUCUGGAGCCGCCUGUUUUCCAAAUGCCGCCAUGCCCAUCAUCAGCAACGCCAACCAUGACUUCAGCAACCUGUCCGUCAGCGAUGACAGCAGCCUGGACCGCAUCUUCACAGAGAUCCCCGAGACGGAAACCAUCAAGGGUGUGUACUACCAGAGAGCUCAGUUCAUCCGCCGGCCCGAGGACCUGCUGUCCAUCGAUCACGCCUUGCUGGCGGUGAUAAAUGUGGGGGGAAACCGCUACACCUUCCCCUGGAGCACGCUGCAGCAGUUCCCUCUCACUCGACUGGGCCGGCUGUGCGGCUGCAGGUCUCUGGAGGAGAUCGCCAGCGUCUGCGAUGACUACGACGAGGCCCGGAAGGAGUUCUUCUUUGACCGCUCGCCGUCCGCCUUCCGGGUCAUCCUCAACUUCCUGGCGGCGGGGAAGCUGCGACUUCUGCGGGAGAUGUGCAUCCUCUCCCUGCACGAUGAGCUGAACUACUGGGGCGUGGAGAUGGCCUACAUGGAGCGCUGUUGCAAAAGGAAGAUGUACACGCGCAUCGAGGAGGUGUACGAGAAGGAGCGCCGUGAGGAGGAGCGCAGGAAGAAGAACGCCAUGCAGAGGGUUCCAGUGGAGGAAACGCAGUACCGAAAAGUGAUGAACUGGCUGAGGGACAUGGUGGAGAACCCCCAGUCGGGCUUACCAGGGAAGAUCUUCGCCUGCUUGUCUGUGGUCAUGGUGGCUGUGACUGUGGUGAGCUUGUGCAUCAGCACCAUGCCGGACCUCAGAGAAGAGGAAAACAGGGGGGAGUGCUCCGCCAAAUGCUACAACAUGUUCAUCAUUGAGACGGUGUGUGUGGCCUGGUUCUCCCUGGAGUUCCUCCUGCGCUUCAUCCAGGCCCGCAGCAAGCUGGACUUCCUGCGCGGGCCGCUGAACAUCAUCGACGCCAUGGCCAUCCUGCCCUACUACGUCUCGCUGGUGGUGACGGAGGAGGACCCGGCCUUGGAGCACGAGCGGCCCGGAGGAGGUAAGGGCUACCUGGACAAGCUGGGCCUGGUGCUGAGGAUCCUGCGAGCGCUGAGGAUUCUCUACGUGAUGCGCCUGGCCCGCCACUCGCUGGGCCUGCAGACGCUGGGGCUGACGGUGCGGCGCAGCACCCGCGAGUUCGGCCUCCUCCUGCUCUUCCUGUGCGUGGCCGUCACCCUGUUCUCGCCUCUGGUCCACCUGGCGGAGAGCGAGCUCACGGGCACCCACGACUUCAGCAGCAUCCCCGCCUCCUACUGGUGGGCCAUCAUCUCCAUGACGACCGUGGGGUACGGCGACAUGGUGCCGAGGUCCAUCCCCGGACAGGUGGUGGCGCUCAGCAGCAUCCUGAGCGGGAUCCUGAUCAUGGCCUUCCCGGCCACCUCCAUCUUCCACAUGUUCUCGCGCUCCUACCAGGAGCUGAAGAUGGAGCACGACCGCCUGUUCAAGGAGGAGUGUGCGGCCGCCGCCGCCGCCGCCACCGCCACCACGGAGGAUCCGGCGGACGGGGGGGACGAGGGGGACGAGGGAAUCAAGGACGGGAUGGGGGACAAGCAGCCCUCGCUGGAGUCUGUGACUCUGCUGGGGAAAGGGGGCGGAGCUUCAGGAAACAACCACAGCCUUCCAGCAACCGCUUUCUAAAAGCUCCCAGCUUCACUUCCACUAACCGCUCUGCUGCAUCGGACGCUUCAGACGAUGACGUUCCGGUCGCUCUUCAUGGUGCAAACCGAAGGACGAGAAAACCCUUUAACUCAGACGAUCCUCGUCGUCUGACCGAACGCCUCCGCAGCAAUAUUUCAGAUACGCUGCUUCCAUCAACAUGCAAUACGGAAAUCCAAAGUUGCUUUUCCUUCCACUGUGAAACACGAGCAAACCCCGUCUCAUUACUUUUGAUAUGCUGCCUAUAGUUCGAUCUCACUCGUAUGGACUCGACCUUUAUGCCAUAAGCAGGCGGAGAAGCUUAAAGCCAUUUUCUGAGGUGUAAACGAUCCAGUAGUUUGACUCGUCUGUAAUCCACAUUUAUCUCGUUUGUGUGUUUGAAUGCUGAAUAAAGAAGGAUUGCUUUCUCCAUUCUCUACUAUAAA